This is a messenger RNA of Ctenocephalides felis (cat flea), 1666 nucleotides long. RefSeq names its product TWiK family of potassium channels protein 18-like. Bases 1 to 1581 code for a protein of 526 amino acids. Gene Ontology annotation, cellular component: membrane. The record is from RefSeq and is a predicted model, not a curated record. NCBI's taxonomy places the organism in Eukaryota, Metazoa, Arthropoda, Insecta, Siphonaptera, Pulicidae. Gene Ontology annotation, molecular function: potassium ion leak channel activity. The transcript has 8 exons. Gene Ontology annotation, biological process: stabilization of membrane potential; DNA replication initiation; potassium ion transmembrane transport.
AUGGAAAAAGAUAGUGGAAAAUAUCGUUACAAACCGUAUGCAGAAUUCACAAAGAAGGGCAAUAUGGGUGGCAUCAAACAAAAUCCAAGCUGCGGCCUGGACAGCGCCGACAGCCGAGGAGACCAGAGCUCCUGCACCAAGUGUUUGGGUCGCGUGAAGAACAGCGCCCUUUGGGGAGGAUUGCUGACUAAUUUUGGCAUUUGUGCUUUAUUGCUGGCCUACACGUUACUAGGAUCCUUCAUAUUCUUGGCCAUAGAAGGAGAUGCUGCAAUUGCUCCUCAGAGAUCACUUGCAUCUGCGGCUGUCACGAGACCGAAUACUGGUAAAAGCUUGAAAUCGUCGUUGGCACUAAACCAAACAAUUGCACAAUGGAGCCGAAGCAACGCGGAAGCUCGAGCCAGGACAGUAGAAAAUAUUUGGGAUAUAACAGUCUCAUUAAAUAUUCUUUACAGAGAAAACUGGACAAGGUUGGCAGCUCUUGAAAUAGCCAGAUUCCAAGAAGAGCUUGUAAAGAAGUUAUCGGAGGAUUUAGAUCCAUCCAAUUCGCAAUCUCACUCGCAAGUUGUAUCAGUUUCAACUCAUGUGCAAAGUGAUUAUGAAUGGACUUUUGCAAGAGCUUUUCUGUAUUCUUUGACAGUUUUGACAACUAUCGGCUACGGUAACGUAGCACCGCGGACGUCAUUGGGCCGUGCGGUGACUUUGGCCUACGCGAGCGUCGGCAUUCCCUUAACCUUACUCUACUUGUCAAGUGCCGGCGGUCUGUUGUCGAGGGUCGCUCGUGGUGUGUUCUCCCGAGCCCUGUGCUGUUGUCUUUGUUCCAAUUGUGGAUAUUGCUGUUACGAUGAGCGCCAAAUGGCCGACAAGGAGCGCAGAAUGCGUAAAGAGCGUUUAGGAUUACAAGAACCAUUCUAUUUGCAAGACCACAGCGUCACCUCGCCGCCCGAGCUGAGCGGCCUGAGCCUGCUCGCACCAGUAUUGCUCUGCCUGGGCGCCAUGAGUGGCUACAUAUGCCUAGGCGCUCUCUCGCUCCUCAAACUCGAAGGCUGGUCAUUCAUAGACGGAUUAUAUUUUUGCUUCAUGUCAUUGAGCACCGUUGGUUUUGGCGAUAUGAUUCAAGAUGAAUCAACGUUCACCACGUGGUUUUGUUCCGGCUAUAUUUUAGCCGGAAUGGCUCUGACUGCUAUGUGCUUCAAUGUUAUGCAUGAAGAAAUUAUUCACAGAUUGAAACAAUUUGCAUUGCGAGGGCAUGUAGCUGUUUCAAGAAGUAGGAGGGCAAAUGCACUUCCAUUAAUAGCUUGUGCUCCUUUGCAAUUACAUGAUACUGCAAUGGGACAGAGGACUGAUAAUGAACUAAAGGCAAUGUCUUCUCAAGAAAUGGAACUUUACGGAAUGUGUUUAAUGGUGGGAUUGCCACCUGUAUGUGAAGAUUCCCCUAAAAAUUUCUUUGGAAAGGCAUUUGAACAAGCAGCUCACAAAUCACAAAUAUUAGCAUUCUCAGACUUUUUUGAUACUUCAAUAGUUAAAAUUAAAUACUCUGACCGAACUAAAUUUCUAGAUGCUUUAACAGCUCUUCUCAGUUAAUAUUAAUAGUUUAAAUAUUACUAAUAAAAUUGUACAUUGUUUUAUCAAUUAUGUAAGUUAUGGACAUUUUAUUAUUGCAGUGCAA